AUGGAUUCCAGGUAAAAAUCAAUAAUGAACAGUUUUAAAGAUAAGAAUAAUUUCUAUACAAUCAAUGGGGUGCACCUAACAACGAUAAAUUCCACCAAUCAGAAAACAACUGUCUUUGGAAUCAUAGCGGACGGAGACAAGCCCCCUUUUUAACGAGCAGGAUGAUUUCAAAUCUCCACUUCCCAUACACCCACUAACAUCUAUAUUGUCGGUUUGAUACCUUUAACUGCCUCGUGAUGUACUUCUGCAAAUUGCUCUGCAUUCCCAGCACACCAGCAAGAAUUUGUCGAAAACUGGCCAAAUUUCCAGCCUGGCGAACAGUGGCAACACAAAGAACUUAUAGCGCGCAACAAAACAUGGAUGCAGAAGCAGCGAAGCAAACAGAACAUGAAGAUGUGUAUGACCUUGGUCGUCAAAGAAAUAAAUUGGAGGGGAUGGUAAAUGACGAGAGCAUCACAGUUUUGCGCGAGUACCAAGACGGAACAACCACAUACAGGGAGUACAAACGAUUAGCAUCCAAGUUCAACAUAGAUUUGCCAGAACCACCGCUCGAACAAAGUAUGGACAGUAAGCAGAAAGCCGAAUUUUUUUUCAAACAAAUUGAUAAGGUCGAAAAAUCCAUAAUUGAGAACAAACCCAAGAACAUGAUAGAUCUGUAUUCUACUGCAACAGCGGUCGAAAAAUUACGUAAAAAUAUCUUAGAAGUGUCAACUGGUGUUAAAUCAGUAAAACAAUCAGCCGAAAAUCUAGAAAUAGAUAUUAAUGACGAGCUGAAACAACUGGAGAACUAUUAUUUAUACGAUUUUGACACUGGAUGCAUAGACGAAAUAAAAAAGAAACUGUGUAAAGUCACACAGUCACAGGCCGCCAGACGCAGUGAAGUAGACCAGAAUCGAAUUAUCACGGAUGAAUAUUGGGCUGUUUCCUUGGUGCGACUGCCUGACACAUGCAAUAAUCAACACGCUUUCAUCGUUCUGGAAGGAAAAAUAGGUAACAAGUCGAUUAUAUGGUUCGCUGACUUUGUCGCAAAUAACAUGGAUUUAUCUCCUGAUGGAAUGAGAGACGGCAAAGUGAGAAUAUAUAAAUAUAAGUCGGAAGGAGCGGUUGGUUCAUCUGGAAAGCUGUUGUUUCGAUGUCCUCGAAGGAUGCUGAGAAUUCGGAAACGCACUCGUUUGAUACAUCAAACAUGGCACAUUCCCCAACCUACUGCUGAAAAGCUGAUGCAGAAAAUCAAAGCGCAGCAAAAGAACCCUCCUCAAUAUAAUCCAUUGGGCAAAAGUGCGUUGGCGGCGAGUUUGGGGACUUCGAGUGGCCAUAACUGUUUCACGUUUGCAAGAGAGAUGCUUCUCGACGUAGACGACGAAUAUAUAAAAAUACCACAAGACAAUUUGGAUAAAUGGAUAGGUUCAUUACCAAGUCGAUUUCUUGUCAAUGGACGGAAAUGGACGAGGCUGUUUACAUUCAUAGCUGCAGCUGGUGCAGUAAUGGCUUAUUCUUUCCUAAAGCUUUGAACUCUCUAGUGCAUGUAUUAAUAAAUUAAACGUGUUAGAGACAGUGCCUCCUCUCUAAGCCAGGGAUGCAUCCCUGGAAUAUUAACAAAAGACUGCUGUAAUAUAAAUGUAUUGAUAUUGUGCGUGAGAGAUAUAGAAAGUUCAACCUUUCAAUUCAUAGACAUAGAC
Molecule: messenger RNA, 1679 nt
Organism: Paramuricea clavata
Lineage: Eukaryota; Metazoa; Cnidaria; Anthozoa; Malacalcyonacea; Plexauridae
Source: the annotation of a GenBank genome assembly